AUGGAUGAACCAAAAAAGGAUUCACCUCUUUCCGCAGAAGAACUUAAAAAUAAGGGCAAUGAAUGUGUAAAAGAUGGAAAAUUUAUUGAAGCAGUAUUACAUUAUACUCACGCGAUUAAAAUGGACCCAAAUAAUUAUGUUUUAUAUAGUAACAGAUCAUAUGCUUUCCUUAAAUUGGAUCAACAUUACUUAUCGCUGCAAGAUGCCAAUGAAACUGUAAAAUUACAACCUCAAUGGGCUAAGGGAUAUUUUCGACGUGCUGAAGUUGAAUGUGCUAGUGGAUUAUAUGAUGAAGCAAUAAUAUCAUACACAAGAGCAUUACAAUUAGAUCCUCAUAAUCCCAAAUUAAUAGAAUGUAUUAAAAAUAUAACCGAUAUGCAAAAGCAAAAAAUAAAAGGUAAUCAGAACACGAUUUGGAUAUGCACAUGUUUGGGCUUCAUAGUUGGCAUAGCUGUUGUUAUAUUGGACUACACAUUGACAUCAAGCCCUACAUUGGGGCAUCCCUUCAGUAUGGUAGCCUUCUCAAUUGCAUUGGCUGGUUUAGGCUGGGCAAUAGGUAAAUCAGUUACAUUGAUGAACACAUGGAGUGCUGGUAAAUCUCUUCAACCUCCAGAUGAUUUAGCUGGAAGUGAUAGUCCAAGUAACGAGACAGUGCAACCAGAAAAGAAAGCCAAGUAUAGUAAAGCUCAAGCACGACAAAGAUAUAAGCAAGGAAGACUUUAG
Messenger RNA from Parnassius mnemosyne (clouded apollo), 723 nucleotides. The record is from the annotation of a GenBank genome assembly. Lineage: Eukaryota; Metazoa; Arthropoda; Insecta; Lepidoptera; Papilionidae.